Messenger RNA from Micropterus salmoides (largemouth bass), 704 nucleotides. Its product is annotated as myosin light chain 5-like. Gene Ontology annotation, molecular function: calcium ion binding. Lineage: Eukaryota; Metazoa; Chordata; Actinopteri; Centrarchiformes; Centrarchidae. The record is from RefSeq and is a predicted model, not a curated record. The transcript has 6 exons. Gene Ontology annotation, cellular component: cytoplasm. The coding region runs from base 157 to 603 and encodes 148 amino acids.
AUAACUUUAUCUGAUUGUUGUUUAUUUAGUCAUAAAUAAUGUUUCAAUAACUCUAGCUUUGAUUUUAAUGUACUGAAAUUUUAGGCGAGCAGAAAGACAAAGAAGAAGGAAGGAGGCGCCAAAAGAGCUCAGAGAGCCUCGUCCAACGUUUUCUCCAUGUUUGAACAAACUCAGAUCCAAGAGUUCAAAGAGGCGUUCACGCUCAUCGACCAGAACCGGGACGGAUUCAUUGAUAAAGAAGAUCUGAAGGACACAUAUGCGUCUCUGGGUAAACUGAACGUGAAGGACAAUGAGCUGGAGGACAUGCUGAGAGAAGCCACGGGGCCCAUCAACUUCACCAUGUUCCUCAACCUGUUCGGAGAAAAGCUCCACGGCACCGACCCUGAAGACACCAUCUUAAACGCCUUCAAACUGUUCGAUCCUGACGCCAAAGGCUUCAUUCACAAAGACGAAUUACAGAAACUUCUGACGACACAAGCAGACAAGUUUACACAUGAGGAGGUGAAGCAGAUGUUCCAGUCGUCCAACAUCGACACAGCAGGAAACCUGGAUUAUAAAUCUCUGUGUUACAUCAUCACACACGGGGAGGAGCAGGAAGAAUAACGAGGCUCUGAACAUAUUUCUGCUGCAGUUUGGUGGAGAAGCAUCAAGUUCAGUAUUUGUCUCUUUCUUUAAGUUUAAAAUAAAAAAGGAAAAACUGAGAA